CAACUCAAGCUUCCAAGCGACGGCGCCGGGGGGCCUAGGGUUUUAGCUCUCGCUCUCGCUGUCGGCAGCGCGGCGCCAUGGGCUACCACCACCUCCUCCUCUCGCCGGCGCCACCACCGCCGCACCCUCCCCGCCUCUCGCUCCUCACUCCUGGCCGCCGCCCGCGCGCGGGGCAUGGGGCCGUGUCCGCCGCCGCCGCCUGCUCCCCGUCGGUGCUGGCGGCAGGGAGGAGGGCCGUGCUCCUGGCGGGCGUCUCGGUGCUCCCGCUCCUCCGCCUGCGUGAUGCUGUGGCGGCCGCGGCCGCGCGGCCGUCGACGGCGGUGGAUCUCGUCACCGAUAGAAUGGACAGUGUGAAGACUGAGGAAACUCAGCCUGAAGAACCUUCGGCUGACAAAUCUCAGGAUGAGGUGAAAGCACCACCUGCAGUGAAUCCACUUGCAGGUUUUCUGAAUGCAAUUGCAGUUAUUGCUUCUGGUGUACUUGCUGGACUUUUUGGUGCUUCUCAACAGGAAAAAAAAGCGUUGCAAUCUACUGUCUCAGCUAUGGAGACCAAAUUGGCUGAAAAUGAGGCAGCAAUGUCUAUGCUUAGAGAAAACUAUGAGAAACAGAUAUUGAAUGAACAAGCAGAACAAAAGAAACAGGCUAGGAUGUUCCGGGAGAAGGAAGCUUCCAUUCUAGAUCAAUUGACUUUGACUAAGAGAACUGUAACAUCCUUAAAGGAGGAAGUGAGAAGGGAGAAAGAACUAGUUGAACAGCUUAAACAUGAGAUAUGUCGACUUAAGAGUAGCAUUGCACAAGCAGAAGAACACAAUCAUGCAUUUGAAGGCAAAUUGAGAGAAAAGUUGGAAACACUUGAUAUUUUACAGGACAAGGUUAAUCUGCUUAGACAGGAGGUGAAUGCCAAGGAGGAAUCCAUCAGGGAACUAAGCUCAUCACUUUCUUUCAAGGAAGAAGACUAUCAGAAGCUGCAGUUGAUCUACAGUGAAACCAAAGCAAGCCUUGAACAUGCAAAUUCUAAAAUAGGGCAGCUGGAGGAGGAUUAUUCUGCAGCUAAAGAUGAUCUAAACUCAAAGAUAUCUUCAAUUGAUUCAUUGAAUGAGGAGGUCAAAAUAUUAUACACUGCAAAAAGUGGAGCGGAAGAAAAGGUAAGUGAACUAAUGAAACAGUAUGUAGACCUUACAGCAUCUUUUGAUACGAGGGCAUCUCAUGACUCUGAACUAUUGAUCGAGAAAGAUACUAUGCUGAAACAGCUUGAAGAACAACUUUCUGCUGCAUUAAGUGAUGCUAAUAAAAACAAAAUUAUAAUUGCUGAGCUGAACAGUGAAUUGGACACUAACAGAGCAAUGCUAGAUGAUGAGGUUGAAGCUCAUAAAAAAUUAUCAGAGCUUGUUCAGUCCACUGAAGGGGCACUAACAGAUUCCAGAAAUAAGGUGUUUAACCUCUCCGAAGAGCUUGAUGAAGCAAAGAUAUCAAAUCAGCAAUUGAUAACCCAGAUUUCAAAGUUGACAGAUGAGUCCAAUACAGCAAAACAGGUUUUGACUAAUAAAAUAGCAGAGGCUGAAGCAGUUUCUAAAGUUCUUUCAGAUGAGCUGGCCUCAGUGAGGGAUAUACUUGAAAAGACACAAGAAAAACUUGAUGUCACCUCUAAUCAGUUAGUGUCUACUUUGGAAGCACGUGAGGACCUUAAUAAAGAACUGCUGGAUGCAUAUAAGAAGUUAGAGUCUGCAACAGAUGAGCUUGUUAGAGAACGUAAAAUUAAUGCUACUCUAAACAGGGAGCUUGAGGCAUUGGUGGAACAGUCGAUUGUAGAAUCUGAAGCGCGACGUGUUCUUCAAGCAGAUCUUGAUGAGGUGACUAGUUCAAAAAAAGAGGUGGAUGACAGUACACAGUUCCUGUCUGAGAGGCUGGACAGCGCAAAUUCUAGGAUUGCUACUAUUGAGGAAGAGAAAGAGAUGCUUUCAGAGGCUCUGGAGCACCAGAAGGAAAGUACAAUGGAAGCUCGGAAAGAUAUGGUGGACGCUCAGAAUCUAAUAAAAAUGCUUGGAGCGGAGAGAGAGAAUUUUGAAAUGAGGUCCAAGAAACUUGAAGAGGAAUUGGCCACGGCAAAAGGUGAGAUAUUGAGACUGAGGCGGCAGGUUAGUGCAAGUGGAUCUCUGAAAACAGAACUUCCGGAAACAAGUGUGCCAUCAAAUGCGUCUCAACAUGAGCAAAAUUUGAAUGAUCCUGUUCCGAAUAGUAACAAAUUCGAUGCUGGAGAUGUUCAUUCUCCUUCAAGGAUUUAUAGAAGAAAAACCAAACGGAGUACACGAGCAUUAUAAGAACACUGUGAUCAGGGGCGGGUCUAGUGUGGAUACUGGAGGGGCUUAAAGUCCCCCUAUUCGUUGGAUCCACUUAGAAAGAUAAGACGACGGGAGGAAGGAAAAAUAUGAAAAAGAAGAGUAGGGAGGCAGAAGGAGGAAGAAAGCAAUCAGCCUCCCCUCUCUCGCUCGGCUGGAUCCGCCCGCGAUCUGAAUCGCUGUCGUUGCAUUCUUCUGUUUAGUCAUCUUACAAGGAUAUUAACGUUGAACUUUCCAAUGGUAGAAUCAAGAAACAUUCGUGCAGAUAUUUCGAUCUCUCUCCUUGUUCCUAGCUCUUCCGUUGUCCCUGGAGAAACCAUUGUAGUUCCUUGUGUUAUAUGAGUUUUGGCAAUUUUUGAACGUAGUAUGAUACUCUGUUCAUAUGUUUUGUCGAUCUUCAAUUAUUCACUCGAGUCUUGCUAUCGAGUCUUAUG
Oryza brachyantha (malo sina) is the source of this 2770-nucleotide messenger RNA. Its product is annotated as MAR-binding filament-like protein 1. Gene Ontology annotation, molecular function: small GTPase binding. Gene Ontology annotation, cellular component: Golgi apparatus. The record is from RefSeq and is a predicted model, not a curated record. Bases 78 to 2318 code for a protein of 746 amino acids. NCBI's taxonomy places the organism in Eukaryota, Viridiplantae, Streptophyta, Magnoliopsida, Poales, Poaceae. The transcript is spliced from 3 exons. Gene Ontology annotation, biological process: Golgi vesicle transport.